Messenger RNA from Mucor velutinosus, 2286 nucleotides. Its product is annotated as mRNA stability protein. The record is from RefSeq and is a predicted model, not a curated record. The coding region runs from base 1 to 2286 and encodes 761 amino acids. Gene Ontology annotation, biological process: glucan catabolic process. The transcript is spliced from 11 exons. Lineage: Eukaryota; Fungi; Mucoromycota; Mucoromycetes; Mucorales; Mucoraceae. Gene Ontology annotation, molecular function: beta-glucosidase activity.
AUGAGAUCUACUCUGAUAACGUCAGCUAUUAUCGCAGCCUUUGUCUGUCAAGCGGCCGCCACACCAUCGCCCAAAUACUGGGAUGAGGAUUUCUCAUACACACAUAAACUAUUAUUAUCUGUAGACAAUACUGGCAAAAAACAAGAUCAAGGCAUCUUUAAAGCAACCAAAUUCCAAAUCCUCAGCUGGGACGACGCUUACAACAAGGCAAGAACACUGGUGCAAUCCAUGUCCAUCGAGCAAAAGGUCAACAUCACCACUGGAGUGGGUUGGGGUGCAGCACAGUGCGUUGGUAAUUCUGGGCGAUCGACCAACCCUGACUUUCCAGAGUUGUGUCUGCAAGAUUCGCCUUUGGGUGUUCGCUUUGCUGAUGGCGUCAGUUCAGGUGUCGCUGGUAUCAAUGCUGCUGCUUCAUUUGAUAAAAAAGGGAUCCGCAGAAGAGGCGAGUACAUGGCAUCUGAAUUCCGUGCAAAAGGCGUCAAUGCGCAACUGGGACCUUCUAUGAACAUGAUGCGAGCUCCCCAAGGCGGUAGAAACUGGGAGGCAUUUGGUGAGGACCCCUAUCUGGUAGGUGUAGCUGCUUCAGAGACCAUUCGAGGUAUUCAAAGUCAAGGCGUGAUGGCAGUAGCAAAGCAUCUGAUUGGCAAUGAGCAAGAGACAAAUCGACAGUUGCAUUCAGUCCAUAUUGACGAAAGAACAAUGCAAGAAGUCUACUUGUGGCCGUUUGCUAGAUCUGUUGAAGCCGACGUCGCAUCGGUCAUGUGCUCCUAUAACAAGAUCAAUGGUGUUUAUGCUUGUGAGAGUGAUUACGCUAUCAAUCAUCUGCUCAAGGGUCAAUUAGGAUUCAAGGGCUUCGUUCAAAGUGAUUGGUCUGCAACACAUUCCACUGUAGACAGUGCCAACAAUGGGCUUGAUAUGACCAUGCCAGGCGAUAUCACAUUCAAUUCUGGUGAUUCUUAUUUUGGUAAAAACCUGACCAAGGCUGUCAAGAUGGGUACAGUUCGUGAGGACAGGGUAACAGACAUGGCAAUGCGCAUUGUUGCUGCUUGGUACAAGCUGGGACAAGAUCAGGACUUCCCUCGACCCAAUUUUGAUAGCUUCAGACCUGAAAAAGGAUUGCAUCUCGACGUUCAAGGCGACCAUAGAAGAGAGAUAAGACAAUUGGGAGCUGCAUCCACCGUUCUACUAAAGAAUGAAGGCAACAUCUUGCCUCUGAGUGCUUCUCACAUCAGGAAACUAAGCAUCAUUGGUUCAGAUGCAGGUCCAAAUCCAAAUGGUUUGAAUUGCGAAGACCAUGGCUGUGCAAAUGGACAUCUUGCUCAGGGAUGGGGUUCUGGAACAGCCAAUUACCCCUACUUGAUCACUCCCUUGGAUGGAAUCAAGCACAGAACUGGUAACAGCAUAACCAUGACAGAACUCCUCAGCGACACAGAUAUCGGCACAGCAAAGAAACUUGCAUCUGAAGCGGAUAUCGCCAUGGUUUUCGUCAGCGCAAACUCGGGCGAAGAAUUCAUUACUGUAGAAGGACACAAGGGCGACCGUAACCAUCUCAAUUUAUGGCAUGAUGGCGAUAGAUUGAUUGAAGCAGUAGCAGAAGUCAACAAUAACACCAUCGUUGUUGUACAUUCUGUAGGUCCAGUGCUCAUGGAUAGCUGGAUCAAGCAUCCUCAUAUCAAGGCAGUUGUCUGGCCAGGACUAGCCGGUCAAGAGUCAGGCAACUCUUUAGCUGAUAUUCUCUUUGGCGACGUUAAUCCUUCUGGAAGACUACCCUACACUAUAGCUCACAAAUUAGAAGAUUACCCUGCCAAAAUAUCCAACGAAAUGAGUUUCCAUUACACGGAAGGCAUUCAUGUUGGUUACCGCUGGUUUGAUAAGCAUGGCAUUGACCCCUUGUUUGAAUUUGGCUACGGUUUAUCCUACACUCGUUUUGAAUACACUGAUGCUCAGGUCCAUGUGGUCCAUGGUGAUGCUCAAGACCCUAAUGUUGAAGUCACCGCCAGUGUCAUGAUCAAGAAUGUAGGCCAGUUUGAUGGCGCCGAGAUCCCUCAAGUCUAUCUCUCGUUCCCUUCAGUAGCCGAGAACUCUCCUCGGCUACUGAGAGGAUUUGAAAAGGUCUUUGUACCUAAAGGAGGACAAGCACCCGCUGUAUUUACACUGAAAAAAACUGAAUUGAGUUAUUUCGAUAUCAAUACGCAUCAAUGGGUUGUCCCCAAAGGUGAAUUUGUCUUGCAUAUUGGCUCCAGUAGCAGAAAUAUCAAGCACUCUCAAUCCUUUACAUUAAACUAA